GCCCCGUCCGGUGGGGCGACUAGCCGCAUGGAGGCCGGUUGAGGAGCGCCGCCCCGCCUCGGCUUCACUCAUCGGUGCCAGGAGCCGCUACCCAGCCAUGGAGGGGGAGGAGGAGCAGGGCCAGCCACCUCAGGAGGCCGACAUGGAACCUGUUGUGGGGGCUUCAGAGGUGGUGCCCAGGGUGCUUUCUGGAGAAUCCCAGAACCUGUCCGACGCGGACGCGCUGACCCUGCUCCUGGAGAUGAAGCUGAGGAGGCGGCGAGAGCGGCCCAGCCUGCCGCGCACGGUGACCGAGCUGGUGGCUGAGGAUGGGAGCAGGGUGUACGUGGUGGGCACCGCCCACUUCAGUGACGACAGCAAGAAGGACGUGGUGAAGACCAUCCGGGAAGUGCAGCCCGACGUGGUGGUGGUGGAGCUCUGCCAGUACCGUGUGUCCAUGCUGAAGAUGGACGAGAGCACGCUGCUCCAGGAGGCCAAGGAGCUCAGCCUGGAGAAGCUGCAGCAAGCCGUGAGGCAGAACGGCGUCAUGUCGGGACUCAUGCAGAUGUUGCUGCUGAAAGUGUCGGCCCACAUCACCGAGCAGCUGGGCAUGGCUCCUGGUGGCGAGUUCAGGGAGGCCUUCAAGGAGGCCAGCAAGGUGCCUUUCUGCAAGUUCCACCUGGGCGACCGGCCCAUCCCCGUCACCUUCAAGAGGGCCAUCGCGGCGCUGUCCUUCUGGCAGAAAGUGAAGCUGGCCUGGGGCCUGUGCUUCCUGUCAGACCCCAUCAGCAAGGAUGACGUGGAGCGCUGCAAGCAGAAGGACCUGCUCGAGCAGAUGAUGGCCGAGAUGAUCGGCGAGUUUCCCGACCUGCACCGCACCAUCGUCUCGGAGCGUGACGUCUACCUGACCUACAUGCUGAGGCAGGCCGCCCGGCGCCUCGAGCUGCCACGCUCCUCCGACGCUGAGCCCAGGAAGUGCGUCCCUUCCGUCGUGGUGGGUGUCGUGGGCAUGGGCCACGUCCCGGGCAUCGAGAAGAACUGGACCACAGACCUCAACAUCCAGGAGAUCAUGACCGUGCCCCCGCCGUCCGUCUCCGGCAGAGUGUCCCGGCUGGCCGUGAAGGCUGCCUUCUUGGGCCUGCUGGGCUAUGGCCUCUACUGGAUGGGACGCCGCGCCACCAGCCUGGUCCUGUCACUGCCUGUCACUCAGUACUGUCUGCAGAGGGCAUCCACGGCCCGGCCGCACAAAUAGGAAGGACGAACACCGCGGCGGCGGCUCCCGAGUUGCAGCAGCUGAGAGGCACUGGGGCCGGCCCCCCCCCCCCGACCCCGAGGAGCUCUGGGCGCCACCCCCCGUGGGGGUCCAGGCCCAGCCACGCCUGCCCUCCCCCAACCCGCCCAAAUAAAGAAUUAUUUAACUGCUCUGAGCUCAGGCUUCCCAGCAGCCCUGCCCCCACCCCAUCCCCAACCCUGCAGGGACCACUCCUGGGGUUCACGGGGUUCACGGGCAUCAGGACGAGCUGGUGGGGGAGGGGCCGAGGUGGGCACAGCCAGCCCUCCCCUACCUCACUGUGCCUUGUCAUGCGCUGGCGGCGGAGCCCCGGCCCGGGACCGACUC
Messenger RNA from Odobenus rosmarus divergens (Pacific walrus), 1597 nucleotides. It is a transcript of the gene TRABD, whose product is annotated as TraB domain containing. The coding region runs from base 98 to 1231 and encodes 377 amino acids. The transcript is spliced from 10 exons. Lineage: Eukaryota; Metazoa; Chordata; Mammalia; Carnivora; Odobenidae. The record is from RefSeq and is a predicted model, not a curated record.